AAGGGAGGGUCCUGGGUAGAUGGGAUGAAUAAAGCAGGAGUCAUAUGCUUCACAGCACUUCCAGUCUCUUCUUGCCUUAUCCUGCACUGCAAAGGAGAAAUGGCUACACAAGACAGAUGAUUUGAUGGUGGCUCUCAAUUUUUAUUUUCUAUUAAAAAACUUACAUAUGCUUUUCCCACAGAUUCUAAAGCAAACCAUAAAGAAAAUCACAGUAGUUUCAAGUUUUAGAGAGUAAGAAAACAGGAAAAGAGAGGCCUUUUAGGCUUUUUUUAUUACAAAAAAAAAUACCUUGUGCAUUAUCAGUGUAUUAGGUGGAUUAGCAGAUAUCAACACCAUUUAUGAGUAUGAAUAUAGUGUUAGGUUGUCUAUCCACUGGACUCCCCACACUUAUGGGGUUACUUCUGCUGUGGUAUCCCUCGUUGGUUACAAGUCAGAAUGACACUGAGCCGAUUGUACUGGAAGGUAAAUGUUUAGUGGUCUGUGACUCAACACCAUCUUCAGAACCAGCUAAUAAUGCACUGGGGAUGUCAGUACGCUCAGGCACUGGCCGAGUGGCCUUCUCUGCCACUCGCCAAACUAACCAUGAACCUACAGAUAUGAGCAAUCGUACUAUGAUUAUCUACUUUGAUCAGUCUUCUUUACAGAUUUUGGUGAAUGUUGGUGGGCAUUUUGACCAGGAGAGUAGUGUCUUCUUGGCUCCAAGGAGAGGGGUGUACAGCUUUAACUUCCACGUAGUGAAAGCUUACAACAGGCAAACCAUACAGGUUAGCUUAAUGCUAAAUGGAUGGCCAAUGAUUUCUGCCUUUGCUGGUGACCAGGAUGUAACCAGAGAGGCAGCCACUAAUGCUGGAUUGGUGAUAAUGGAAAGAGGUGACAAGGCCUACCUUAAACUGGAGCGGGGCAAUUUAAUGGGGGGCUGGAAAUAUUCCACUUUCUCAGGCUUUCUUGUCUUCCCUCUGUAAAAUUAGUACACAUAUGAAACCAGAAGAGAACUCAUUUAAAGUAACCGGGGGGGGGGGGGGGUGUAAAUUAUGUAAUUAUGUCCAAACAAGCAAGACUAGUCUAAAAAUAUAAUAAUAAUUUAUCAGAUGAAUUGUAAGCAAAAUUAAUCUGAUGAUUUUUAGCAGAGGUUACGUAAACAAGAUCAUUAAAUAUAAAUAAGAAAUAGGGAAUUUAAAUCACUAAAUGUUUUAACUACCCUGUUUUUAAGUAAAAUUGUUGUUAUAGAAUUUCAUAUGACUUCUACAUUAGUGAAUCUGGCUACACUACAAUUUUUAAACCUGCCCAUUCCCAGUACCCACUGUCAGCCUAUAGCUUUGAUAUCUGUCCCAGUAUUUUCCAGUGUUUUAUUUGGGUUACUUCAUAAUAAUUGCAAGGUUGUGGUUGACAAUUUUACACAUGACAGUCAUGCCUCAUGAAAGCAGAUACACUUUCCAUCAUGCACCUGGAGCUCUUGACAGUUAUGUAGUAAAACCAUGUUUUGUUUUUUUUGAUGUAAAAUGUAACAGACCCUCAGAGAUUAGUUCUAUGCAUGAACCAAGGCAGCUAAAAUUAUCUAAAGGUUAUAAUAAUUUACCAUUGACUAUAUGACUUUAGCUAACCCUGAGUGUAGUUUAGUAAUAUUGGCCAGUUCUUUUUAAAAAGAUUCCACCUACAGAACAAGCAGAGAGAAAAGAGUGCACUUCACUAUUAUGAUAAAGGUCAGGGAGAAUAAUAUGUUGUGUUACAGUAAGUGUUAGAAAUGCUGACUACUGUUUUACCAGUUUAUUUUUAUUUAGUAUCUCAAAGCUAAAAUAUUUUACUGUCAAUAGGUAAAAGCAAUAUAUGUAUGCAAAUUAUCUAAAUGAAAUUAAUAAUGUUGUUCAUUCCACGUUGAGAUUUUGUGUAAGUAUUUAAGUAUCAUUUUAGUAAUAGUAACCUAGUAUUGUUCUAAAUAUCACUUCAGGUACAUGUAUUCCUGAACUGAACUAUGUUUAACUUGUGCAUACAUUUCAAUCAGAAAUUACGUUUUUAAUAUAUAUUUACCACCAAAAGUGAAAAUGCAAACACUGCAAUUUCAUUCUAUCCAAAUUCCACUUAAAGAUGCCUGACCUAUCUCUAAAAACCAAAAUCCAAUUAUAGACAAUAAAACUGUUGCCUAAUUAGAUUUAUUGCUUUGUUUAUCAGUAUCCUCCAUAUCAGUCUUGGCAUCAUCAUGUGAUAUUUAAAGUAUUGGGACCUUAUCAUCUCCUUACUUAUCUGUGAUUAAGUCACUCUGUUCAUUUGCCUAAAUCUCUAUUUCCUUCUAUUUUGGUCACUUUCACUGGUGGAAUGAAUAAGUGAAUGUAAACAGACACAUAAUGUGCAAUAAGCAAUAAAAUCACUAGAUUAUUUAUCAUGAAAAUGUAUAAAACGUCACUAGUUAGUUAAUGAAACAAGCUUAAUUUACCAUAUUUAACUAGCUUUGUAUAUAAUUUAUCAAUCAAAUUUA
This is a messenger RNA of Tachysurus fulvidraco (yellow catfish), 2470 nucleotides long. It is a transcript of the gene cbln12, whose product is annotated as cerebellin 12. The transcript is spliced from 4 exons. Gene Ontology annotation, molecular function: protein binding. The coding region runs from base 339 to 962 and encodes 207 amino acids. Lineage: Eukaryota; Metazoa; Chordata; Actinopteri; Siluriformes; Bagridae. Gene Ontology annotation, cellular component: glutamatergic synapse; synaptic cleft. The record is from RefSeq and is a predicted model, not a curated record.